Messenger RNA from Cricetulus griseus (Chinese hamster), 1302 nucleotides. The record is from RefSeq and is a predicted model, not a curated record. Lineage: Eukaryota; Metazoa; Chordata; Mammalia; Rodentia; Cricetidae.
UUCUGUUGCUCUCUUGCUUGGGUUUGUGCUUCCGGUUUGCUGUAGCUUGAGUUUAUUUUUACGCGAUGCUCCGUAGAAUCCCGGCGUUAAUACGUCCUCGCCCCUUCUCGGGCCUUCCUUUGUCCUCUGGAAACUGGGAUGUCUCGGUGGCUGUGUGUGUGCCACCCACGGCUCGGUCCGGAACCGGCAGGACAGAAAAUAAUAUCCAAAGACAUUUUGGCACUGGCAGCUGCAUCUAUAGCAAGAAAGAUAGCCAGUCUGUUCCAGCCAAUGAAAUUUCCCAGAAGACAGCAGAGACUCAAGGCGACAGAGAGGAGACUCAAAAAAAAAACUUGUUAGAUAUUCUUAAGGACAUGAAAGUUGAACUGAGCACAGUAAAUGUGCAAACAACAAAGCCUCGUGGCAAAAGACCUUCUGCUGGUCUGCAGGCUGCAGUUAGCAGGCAUAGAAGAGCUCCAGAAGACCCUCCAAAAAAUAGAAAUGAGUUCCUGAGUUCUGAGUUGGUAGCAGCCGCCUCUGCUGUUGCAGAUUCUCUACCGUGGGACAAGCAGACAACCAAGUCGGAGCUGCUCAGGCAGCUUCAGCAACACGAGGAAGAGACAAGGACUCAGAAAGACAGAGAGAAGAGUAAGAUUAGUUUCCGUCACAUAAUAUCAGAGAUGAAAAUUGCCAGAUCCCCUUCUGCAAGAGUUAGUACAAGACCACAGCACCAGAUUCAGUUUGAUGAGGAAAUGGACAAUUCUUCCCUUCACCUGGAGAAGCCAUCUGAUUUCAAACAAAGGAAAUGCUUAUUCAAGGGGAAAAGACUUGGCAUUUUUGACAUUAAGGCGUUUGCUGAUGAAGCACCUGAAACAGAAGCAUCCCCUUCUCUCUGGGAGAUAGAAUUUGCUAAGCAGCUAGCCACAGUAAAUGAACAGCCUUUGGGGAAUGGAUUUGAGGAGAUGAUCCAAUGGACAAAAGAGGGGAAACUGUGGGAGUUCCCAGUUAACAACGAAGCAGGCUUUGAUGACGAUGGUUCAGAAUUCCAUGACCAUAUAUUUUUGGAUAAGCACCUGGAGGGCUUCCCCAAGCAAGGACCAAUUCGCAUCUUCAUGGAGCUGGUGACUAGUGGCCUUUCGAAAAACCCAUAUCUGAGUGUUAAACAGAAAGUCGAUCAUAUAGAGUGGUUUAGAAAUUAUUUUAAUGAAAAACAGGAUAUUCUCAAAGAAAAUAAAGUAGAGUUCACUUAACAUCAUGAAGAAAAUUUUCAUUUAAGCUGUUGAAGAUGUAUAUUAUAGCUAAAUAAAAAUUUUAUUAAAGUUA